CAGUUAAGGCUUCACAACCUCCGUUCCAAACCACCAUGUCGGUCGUCUCUCUCCUCGGCGUCAAGAUUGUCAACAAUCCCGCCCCCUUCACAGCGCCCUACCAAUUCGAGAUCACCUUCGAAUGCCUUGAACAACUCCAAAAAGAUCUGGAGUGGAAGCUCACCUACGUCGGUUCUGCCACCUCCUCCGAAUAUGACCAAGAGCUCGAUUCGCUACUCGUGGGCCCCAUCCCGGUGGGCGUCAACAAGUUCAUCUUCGAAGCCGACCCGCCGGACCUGAAGCGCAUCCCCACCUCAGAGAUCCUGGGGGUCACCGUCAUCCUCCUCACCUGCAGCUACGACGGUCGGGAGUUCGUGCGGGUGGGAUACUACGUGAACAACGAGUACGAUUCGGAGGAGCUCACCGCCGACCCGCCUGCCAAGCCCAUCAUCGAGCGCAUCCGUCGCAACAUCCUGGCGGAGAAGCCGCGUGUCACUCGAUUUGCGAUCAAGUGGGACUCGGAUGAAUCUGCCCCCGCCGAAUACCCCCCCGACCAGCCGGAUGCCGACCUCGUCGACGACAGCAACACAUACGGUGCGGAGGAGGCCGAGCUGGAGGCCGCCCUGGUCAAGGAGCUUGAGGAAGCGGAGCGAACGGAUCCCUCCCGCGGCGAGGACCAGGACAUGGAAGGCGGGGAGGCCACCGCCGGGGACGAGGAGGACAUCUCCGACGCGGAGAGUGAAGACAUCGAGGACGAGAGUGACGACGACGAGGAGGAGCUCGACGAGGAAGAGGGCGGCGACGGCGACGAGGACAUCGAGAUGGGCGAUGACUCGGAACCCAAAGAUGAGGCGGCCGGCGGCGCCAGCAACAACCCCACUACCCACCAUCAGCCGGAACUGAUGGUCCACUAGUGACCGUUCCCUCUUGCUUUGAACCCUUCUCCAUGGAUUGUGUGUGUGUGCGUGUGGGCUUGGGCGUGAGAGUCGUUGCUCUAUUCUUUGCUUCUACUUGGUAUCCUUCGAAAUGAUUUUACGAUUGGGUUUGCGACGUGCUUCUUUUUCGAUGAUACAUCUUAUCAUAUCAUAUUCCCAUUCAACCCAAAAAAGGUUCCGCAGUAUUUAUUUGACAUAGAAAGAACCAAAACCAUAAUUUGACCU
Messenger RNA from Aspergillus aculeatus ATCC 16872, 1139 nucleotides. RefSeq names its product nucleosome assembly factor ASF1 (gene asf1). The record is from RefSeq and is a predicted model, not a curated record. Gene Ontology annotation, biological process: nucleosome disassembly; DNA replication-dependent chromatin assembly; nucleosome assembly. Bases 36 to 893 code for a protein of 285 amino acids. Gene Ontology annotation, cellular component: nucleus. NCBI's taxonomy places the organism in Eukaryota, Fungi, Ascomycota, Eurotiomycetes, Eurotiales, Aspergillaceae. Gene Ontology annotation, molecular function: histone binding. The transcript has 4 exons.